UCUAUGAAUUUUCCACUACUUUUAAGAAGUUUCUUUUCAUUUUUGUGCUACGUGGCAAUGGUUUUUUGCAGCAUAAACUCUCUUCUCUGUUUCCCGGUGCUGGUCUUUGACUAGGUGACGCAGGUAUCGGUUUACAGGUGUGGUAACCAAUCCGCUUCAACUUCUCCAUCUCCUAUUAAAGAAGUUAUUAGUAAUCAUUGAAUCAUUUCCCCUUUCACUGCUGGAGAGCUGGUAGGUUUGUUGAAGAUGUCAGACUAAAUGCAGUCGCUGUAAACAUCUGCCUCUGCUGCUUGGGGAUGUCAAGAUGCUUCGUUUACUGGUAGAAUCAGCCAGUAACCUUCCUUCUCCAAAAUUUGGAACACCCGACCCAAUAGCGUCGGUCACUUUUAAAGGUGAAAAGAAAAAAACCAAGUCAAUUGACAAUGAAUUGAACCCAGUGUGGAAUGAGAAAAUUGAAUUUGAUUUGAAGGGCGAGUCCCUAAAUGCUUCUUCAUCGAUUGUUGUUGUGGUUAAGGACUAUGAGACAAUUGGAAAAGACAAGUUUAUUGGUUCAGCAACAAUAUCCUUGAGAGACCUUGCAAGUGGCCAAAAGACGUUGCCAUUCAAAAAUAUUGCAUUACUCAGUGAAAAGAAACAGCCAACUGGGGGAAGUAUAAAUCUAGUGGCUACUUAUGAACCACCGGCUGGAGCUGGACCACCUAAUCCAUCUGAUCUUGCAAGCUCCAGUGCACAGGAUGCUGGAGGGGAUGAAGAUGAGGAUGCAGAAGAUGGAGCAGGUGAUGUUGGGGAUGCAGGAACCUCUGCCAUUCCCAGUACACCAGGCCAGGCAGCAGCACAUGUCAGCAAAAGACUCCGGAAGAAGAAAAGCAAGAGAUUGCUUUCAAACAAACCUCAGGAUUUCCAGAUUCGGGUGAGGAUAAUCUCAGCUCGUCAAUUACCUGGUAAUAAUGUAAAGCCUGUUGUGAAAGUGACAGUCUGCAAUCAGACCCAUCGAACAAGGAUACGAAGAGGAAACAAUCCCCACUUUGAUGAGAUUUUCUUCUACAAUGUAACGCGAUCACCAGAAGAACUAUUUGAUGAACCAAUCCAAAUUAGGGUAUACAAUUCAUUUUCACUGCGAUCAGAUUCCUUAAUGGGAGAAUUCAAACUGGACAUUGGCUAUGUGUAUGAUGAACCAGGACAUGCUAUUCUAAGGAAAUGGCUCCUGCUUCACGAUCCUGAAGACACAAGCACAGGGUCCAAGGGAUAUAUGAAAGUCAGCUUAUUCGUCUUGGCGACAGGCGAUGAUCCUCCGGUUGAAAAAAAAGAGGCAAAUGAAGAGCAUGAUGAUGUUGAAAGCAACCUGCUGCUCCCUGCAGGGCUCACACUUCGAUGGGUGACCUUCCUUUUGAAGGUUUACAGAGCAGAGGAUAUUCCACAGAUGGAUGAUGCCUUUGCGGAAACUGUUAAGUCAAUAUUUGGAGCAGGGGCUGAUAAGAAAAACCUCGUGGACCCAUAUGUGGAAGUUGGCUUUGCUGGGAAAAAGCUUUGUACAAAGAUCAUAGAAAAAAAUGCAAACCCUGAGUGGAAUCAAACAAUCAACCUUCAAGUCAAGUUUCCAUCUAUGUGUGAAAGAAUAAGCUUGACAGUGUUUGAUUGGGAUCGACUGACUCGGAAUGAUGCUAUUGGAACAGCAUUUUUGUACCUCUCCAAAAUAGCUUCAUCUGGAGGUGAAGUUGAAGAUGAUGAGGGAACUGGGGCUUCUCCAGCAAAUGAAGGGGAAACUGGAGAUGAAGAAGUAGGAUUUCUUCCAGCUUUUGGGCCUUGUUAUGUAAACUUUUAUGGGAGUCCCAGGGAAUACACUGGCUUUGCUGAUCCUCAUGAAGACUUAAACUGUGGAAAGGGUGAAGGAGUUGCAUAUCGUGGUAGAAUAUUGAUUGAAUUAAUCACCAAGCUUGAUGCUAAUCCAGAGAAGAAAUUGGAGGACAUACCUAGUGAUGAUGUCUUAGUAGUUCAGAAAUAUCAACGCCGGCGUAAGUACAGUCUUUCUGCUGUCUUUUAUGCUGGAACAAUGCAACGAGAAGUUGGAGAUGCCAUCCAGUUUGAAGUCAGCAUGGGCAAUUAUGGCAACAAAUUUGACAAAACAUGCAGACCUUUGGCAUCUACUACUCAGUACAGUCGAGCAGUGUUUGAUGGUAACUAUUACUAUUAUCUACCUUGGGCCAACACAAAGCCUGUUGUGACACUGACUUCCUACUGGGAAGACAUCAGUCACAGGUUGGAUGUAGUGAACAUCAUCUUAAAAAUUGUCCACAGAAUGGAAAAGAAUUUAAUGGUGCUGAGGACUGCUGUUCAGGCCAAAGUUAGUGAGGAGCGCCUGGCUGAAUUGUGGUUGAAAAUUAUUGAGCAAGUCAUAGAAGACUGCAGCCGACCUCUCCCAAAGUUAGAAGGCAAAUCUAACGUAACUCAGCUUGACCUGCAAAUCCUAAAGCUUCGCAAAAACACUCUGGAAGGUAUUCUCGAAUCGGCAAAGCGCACACGCAUGGAGGCAGAGGAUCCAAAAGACACAAUCGAUGAUAUUGAAGAUUGGCUAGAGAGACUUAAAUCAUUGGCUGAAGAGCCACAAAACAGCAUGCCUGAUGUGAUCAUAUGGAUGAUACGUGAUGAAAAACGAGUUGCAUAUGCACGAAUCCCAGCCUAUGAGGUGCUUUACUCAACUACCGGCGAAGAAGCCUGCGGCAAAUACUGUGGAAAGACACGAACCAUAUUCUUGAAGUAUGUGGGAGGGAAAAACAAAAAUUCCAAAAUUCCAAUUCAGUUACGUGUUCGCUUUUGGCUUGGCCUUUUUGCUGUGGAGAGCAAAUUCAACAGUUUUUCUGAAGGAAACUUCAGUGUAUUUUCUGAAUUGUAUGAAAAUCAAGCACAGCUACUGGGCAAAUGGGGCACUAGUGGGCUUGUGGGUCGCCACAAGUUUUCUGAUGUAACUGGUAAAAUAAAACUGAAGAAGGAAAACUUCAUGCCCCCACGAGGCUGGGAAUGGGAAGGUGACUGGUUUGUUGAUCCCGAGAAAAGUUUGCUAACAGAAGCUGAUGCUGGCCACACGGAAUUUAUCGAUGAAGUUUAUGAAAAUAACACUCGCUAUCCUGGAGCUGAAUGGAAAGUAGCAGAGGAACCCUACACUGACCUGAAUGGUGAGAAGAGUUCCUCAAAAGAGGAGGUUGAGUGUCCACCUGGCUGGAAUUGGUUGGAGGAUUGGGAAUAUGAUGUCAAUCGAGCUGUGGAUGAGCAAGGCUGGGAGUAUGGAUUAACAAUACCCCCAGAUGACAGGCCCAAAUCCUGGGUCUCGACAGAGAAAAUGUAUCAUACCCAUCGGCGCAGGCGUUGGGUGCGAAGGCGCAAAAAAGACAAUCUGCAAACUGCACAGUCACAGAAGAGCCAGUCAGUUCAGGAUUUGGAAGGAUGGGAAUAUGCCUCCCUGAUUGGCUGGAACUUCCACAUGAAGCAGCGGAAAUCAGAUACUUAUCGCCGCAGAAGAUGGCGAAGAAAAAUGGCACCAUCUGGCCGACUCGGGGCUGCGGCUGUCUUCAAACUGGAAGGUGCUCUCGCUCCAGCUUCCAGUGAGGAUGGUGAUAAAUCACCAACAGACUCUGUGUUUGGAGCAAGUGCCCCAACGAUCUCCUGUGUGUUUGACCGUCCUUCGAUCUAUCACCUCCGUUGCUAUAUUUAUCAAGCAAGAGCCAUAGUUGCUAUGGACAAAGACAGUUUUUCAGAUCCAUAUGCACAUGUUUCAUUUCUUCAUCAAAGCAAGACAACCGAAGUUAUCAAAUCCACUUUGAACCCAACUUGGGACCAGACCCUUAUCUUCAAUGAUAUUGAUAUCUAUGGCAGUCCUGAAACCCUAAUUAAAAAUCCACCAAAUGUGAUGAUUGAAAUAUUUGACGAAGACCAAGUCGGAAAAGACGAAUUUUUAGGCAGAUGUGCCUGCUCUCCGAUGGUGAAGCUAAAUCCAGAGACAGAUGUGACCCCCAAACUCCUUUGGUACCCAAUAAAGAAUGGAACAAAGAAAGCUGGGGAACUCCUCAUAGCUGCUGAACUAAUAUUGAAAGAUAAACCUGAUGGAUCUAAUUUACCAAUUCUUCCUCCAGUCCGGUCAGGUGUACUGUACAUGGUGCCACAUGGCAUCAGACCAGUUGUGCAGCUUACUGCAAUUGAGAUCUUAACAUGGGGGUUACGGAACAUGAAGAACUACCAACUGGCUGCUGUUGCUUCCCCGAGUCUCAUUGUGGAAUGUGGGGGCGAGUAUUUGGAAUCGGCAGUGAUUAAGAGUCUUAAGAGAUGUCCAAACUUCCCCUCUUCUGUUCUGUUUAUGAAAGUGCUGCUUCCAAAGGAAGAAAUGUACACCCCUCCUAUUGUCAUAAAGGUAAUUGACCACAGACCAUUUGGACGUAAACCAGUAGUUGGACAGUGCACAAUUCAUUCUCUGCAAGGAUAUCGGAUUGACCCAUAUGCUGAAAGAGAGACUGUUGGAAUGCAAUCAAAAGCAUCUCUACUUUCAAAUGCUCGUGAUUGUGUCAUUGAUAUAGAAGAUAAUCAAAAACCUCUCCUUGAAUCACAGUUUGUAGAUAGUAUGACCAAGGCAGUCAUCAAAAUGACUACUCCAUCAGCACUGCAUAUGGUGCCCACUGAUUCUGCAGGACUGGCUGCCUUUCGAUCAUCCCAGGCUGCAAAGGAAGAGGAAUCAAUCGAUUGGUGGAGCAAGUUUUAUGCAUCUAUAGGAGAGCAUGAGCGAUGUGGCACCUAUCUUCAGAAAGGUUAUGAUACACUUAAGGUGUACACUACAGAACUGGAGAAUGUCCCUGAAUUCAAAGGGCUGACUGAUUUCUGUCACACUUUUAAACUAUUCAGAGGUAAAUCAGAGGAUGAUGAAGACCCUUCAGUUGUGGGCGAAUUUAAGGGUUCUUUCAAAAUUUAUCCCUUAAGUGAUGAUCCAAAUAUUCAAACGCCGCCACGCCAGUUUGCUGAACUGCCAGAUAGUGGAACUCAAGAAUGUUUGGUGCGAAUUUACAUUAUUCGAGGCAUUGACUUGCAACCAAAAGACAGCAAUGGCAAGUGUGACCCCUAUGUGAAGAUCAGUUUGGGUAAAAAAUCAAUAGAAGACAGAGACCACUACAUUCCUAACACCCUGAACCCAGUGUUUGGCAGAAUGUUUGAACUUAGUUGCAAUUUACCAACAGAGAAAGAUCUCAAAAUUUCACUUUAUGAUUUUGAUUUGUUGACCCGUGAUGAAAAGGUGGGAGAGACUAUUAUUGACCUGGAAAACCGACUUCUCUCACGCUUUGGAGCUUGUUCUGGGUUGCCUCAAUCAUACUGUCUUUCUGGAGUAAAUGCAUGGCGUGACCAGCUCAAGCCAUCCCAGCUGUUACAGACUUUAGCUAAGAUGAAAGGCCUUUCUCCACCUGUCAUCUCUAGCAGCAGGCUCUCCUACAAUGGUCAGGAAUAUGUACUCAGUGAAAUUGAAAAUAACAAGACUUCAAAUAUCCACCUUGGACCUGCAGAAGAACGGCUUGCACUUCAUGUUUUGCGACAGCAAGGACUUGUACCAGAGCACACAGAAAUGAGGACGUUGUACAGCACCUACCAGCCCAACCUUUCUCAGGGAAAGCUUCAGAUGUGGGUUGAUAUUUACCCAAAGAGUCUAGGCCCACCUGGACCACCAUUUGACAUCACUCCUCGAAAACCCAAAAAUUAUUUCCUUCGCUGCAUAAUCUGGAAUACCAGUGAUGUUCUUCUGGAUGAAACCAGCAUAACUGGAGAAGAGAUGAGUGAUAUCUAUGUUAAGGGCUGGAUGGCUGGACUUGAAGAUGAGAAGCAGAAGACAGAUGUGCACUACAGAUCCCUUGGAGGAGAAGGGAAUUUCAACUGGAGACUUAUUUUCCCAUUUGACUACCUCCCAGCUGAACAGCUUUGUGUUGUAUCUAAGAAGGAAAAUUUUUGGAGCCUUGACAAGACUGAGGUCAGGACACCUCCGAAACUAAUGAUUCAAAUUUGGGACAAUGACAAGUUUUCAAUGGAUGACUAUUUGGGUGUCCUCGAGCUAGACCUGAAUUCCACAAUAUGUCCAGCCAAAACAGCUGCAGGAUGCAAUUUGAAAAUGCUGCCAGAUCCAAGUACUCCUAAAGCACCCAAAGUGACCUCCAUUUUUGCUCAAAAAUCUAUAAAUGGGUGGUGGCCAUGUGUCCAGGAAAAGGAUGGCAAACGCAUCUUGGCUGGUAAAGUUGAAAUGACACUGGAGAUUCUCACUGAACAAGAGGCUGAGCAGAAACCUGCUGGCAAAGCAAGAGAUGAACCCAACAUGAACCCAAAACUGGAGCCUCCAAACCGUCCAGAAACAUCUUUCCUGUGGUUCACCAGUCCUUGCAAGACGAUGAAAUACAUCAUCUGGCGCCGGUUCAAAUGGAUCUUUCUUGGGAUCAUAAUACUGCUGUUUGUAGUUCUGUUCCUUGGGAUCUUCUUUUAUUCAUUGCCGAACUACCUGUCCAUGCGAAUUGUGAAUCCUAUCUAAGGAUCUUAAGAUUGACCAGUCCUCCCACACCAGCAACUCUGUUGUAUAACUGGUCCAGGAACAUUCAUUUCAUGUCUACAAUCUCGCGGCCUUAAGGGUAGAAAUGGACUGAGGUUAGGAGGGUGACGAGAUCUACAUUUACCAAGGUUAGGCAAGGUUCAUGGGGUCAUGACUGGGCCAUUUAUCAGUGAUUCCAUGUUAAUGUGCUGACCCUGAUGACCAGGACCCUGCUGGUUUUAUCCAGCGUUUGCGCAAUUGGCUGUUUGUUUAGCAGGUGCCUCUCUAGUUAUGAAAUACCAGGGGUGUUUUGUUUAUUGGAGUGGUGAAUUGAGCAAAAAGGUGUUUAAAAUAUGGCUAUUCAAGGUGGUUGGUUUGCUAAUCUGUUACAAUGUAGGUUUAAAUCACACAUGACAUGCAAAUAUUAUGGGAUUUUUAGAAUAUUUUCUAAAACAGAACUUAGAGCACAAGUGCUUCCACUUAGUUUGCAUAUAUCAUACGAGAAUGGAAGAAACCAGCUGUCAACAUUGAGGAUUAUAUAUUGUGUAGCAGUGUUGUACUCAUCAGAAGCUUCAUGUUUUUUUCUGGUUCGUUUUUUUUAAAUGUAAGAAUUUGGACCAAAAUAUGUAAUUUAACUGCAAAGUAAAGCAUUAUUAAUCAAUGUGUAUUUCCUAUGCCCUAAUAACUACAAUGUUAGCUGCUAAUAAAUCAUUUCACCAGUG
Molecule: messenger RNA, 7260 nt
Organism: Carcharodon carcharias (great white shark)
Lineage: Eukaryota; Metazoa; Chordata; Chondrichthyes; Lamniformes; Lamnidae
Gene: myofl
Product: myoferlin like
Exons: 56
Coding region: 305-6541 (2078 amino acids)
Biological process (GO): plasma membrane organization
Cellular component (GO): membrane
Source: RefSeq, a predicted model, not a curated record